Molecule: messenger RNA, 429 nt
Organism: Salvia hispanica
Lineage: Eukaryota; Viridiplantae; Streptophyta; Magnoliopsida; Lamiales; Lamiaceae
Product: auxin-responsive protein SAUR29-like
Biological process (GO): response to auxin
Source: RefSeq, a predicted model, not a curated record
AUGAGGAAGGAAAUCAAGAGGUCUGUGAUGAAGAAGCUGGAUCUGUGGAUGCGCAGAGGCGGCGGAUCGAAGGCGGUGGCUCCGGCGGGGUGUUUCACGGUGUAUGUGGGCCCGGAGAAGCAGCGGUUUGUGAUAAAGACGGAAUAUGCUAACCAUCCGCUGUUCAAGAUGCUGUUGGACGAUGCUGAGCUGGAAUACGGUUACAACUGCGACGGGCCUUUGCUGCUCCCCUGCGACGUCGAUCUCUUCUGCGGGAUAAUCGCCGAGAUCGGCGGCGACGAGCGCGCUUCCGGCCUCGUCCACGCCUGCAGCUGCAGCCCCUUCGUCAAUCCGGCGCGGCGCCUCGGAAGAGCUGGUGAUAUGGCCAAGAGCUGCGGCGCGUACGGACUCCUCACGCCGCCGCGAUUGGUUGGGAUUGAUCGAGUUUGA